CCUUGUUCAUUGACCAUCAUGAGCGUCAGUCUUGCUUCACAAGUCGUUCUCCACCCAACGGUCUCUCAAACUCUGCGCCUGGCAGCCACGACAGUGGGCCGCGACAAAGUCUACCGCCUUGUUCAAAAUUAUGCGCGCUUCUAUGCCUGGUUUCUCUUAAGCCGUGGUCAUGACAAGGCCGAUAUUGCUAAAUACAACGCCCUCAAGAGUCACCUCGGAACUGCCCGCAAACUUAUGCGGCUGGGGAAGCCAUUCGAACAUCUCCAGGCCGCCCUUCGUGCUGCGUUGAGCGCUGGCCCCGCUUUAGAGCAACUCCUCGCCGUUGCAAGACAGUUAGCAUAUUUCUUCUACCUCAGCCUUGACGCACUGGCGUGGGCUCACUCAAUCAAAUUUACUACCUUCAAGGCAGAAACUGCAACAAAAAUCACCAAGAUCGCCAACAGAGCCUGGCUUGCGGGAAUCCUACUCAGUAUUAUCAAUGCUGAGGCGAAGCUCUUGCGUAUUCGAGCAGGUGAGGGAGACAAGGACGUUGGACUUGAGGCCGACCGCCAAGCCCGUCUGAAGCUUAUUGCAACGUACGUCUCGCAAGAAUAUAGAAGCACUAUCGUUGACUUUGCCAGUAAUCGUUCUGCAAUUCGACAUCAAUUCAUCAUUGACGCUCUCGAUGUCUGGAUACCAGCGACUGCACUAGGACUGAGCAACUUGAACGAUGGCGUUGUGGGCAUUUUUGGCGUCAUCUCUUCCGCGAUGGCACUGGAGAAAUUGUGGGCAGCAGCUGGAAAAAAUUAA
Messenger RNA from Mycena indigotica, 789 nucleotides. Its product is annotated as Peroxisomal biogenesis factor. NCBI's taxonomy places the organism in Eukaryota, Fungi, Basidiomycota, Agaricomycetes, Agaricales, Mycenaceae. The coding region runs from base 19 to 789 and encodes 256 amino acids. Gene Ontology annotation, biological process: peroxisome fission; regulation of peroxisome size. Gene Ontology annotation, cellular component: peroxisomal membrane. The transcript has 5 exons. The record is from RefSeq and is a predicted model, not a curated record.